Messenger RNA from Capsella rubella, 3197 nucleotides. RefSeq names its product receptor-like protein kinase THESEUS 1. Gene Ontology annotation, cellular component: plasma membrane; plasmodesma. The transcript has a single exon. The record is from RefSeq and is a predicted model, not a curated record. Lineage: Eukaryota; Viridiplantae; Streptophyta; Magnoliopsida; Brassicales; Brassicaceae. Gene Ontology annotation, biological process: protein autophosphorylation. Gene Ontology annotation, molecular function: ATP binding; transmembrane receptor protein tyrosine kinase activity. Bases 370 to 2952 code for a protein of 860 amino acids.
GAGUUGCAGCUUCUCCUUCUGUAAGAUGACAGCCUAAUCAAUCAAACCAGCCUGGAAAGAGCUAUCGAAAAUUUUCAGAAACUAACACUUCAAAAAGUCUCUACCUUUUCUCUUUUUUCCUCUUCAUUUCUCUGCUCUAACACUAGAGUUUUGAUUGAUUCUUUGUUCCUACCCAAAACCACACAUUCUUCUCCAAUUUGGGUUCUUUGAGCCAUGUGAAUCCAAACCCUUAAGCUAAUUCAAUACCCUCCUCCAUUGUUUUCUCAACUUUCUUCAAGAACAAUCUUGAAAGACCAAAGUUUGAUUCUUUUUUUUGUCAUUGAGUCUUCAUUUUUCGAUUUGGGUUUUAGGGUUCUUGUUUAAAGGUUCAUGCUUUACACAACAAUGGUGUUCACGAAAUCAUUGCUUCUUCUUCUUUUGUUCCUCUCUUGUUAUACUACUACUUCAUCUGCCUUGUUCAACCCGCCGGACAAUUACUUGAUCUCUUGUGGUUCAUCGCAAAACAUAACCUUUCAGAAUAGAAUCUUUGUUCCAGAUUCACUUCACUCAUCUCUUGUACUCAAAAUCGGAAACUCUUCAGUUGCAACAUCGAGUAAUACUUCCAAUUCAAGCAGUUCGAUCUACCAAACCGCUCGUGUUUUCUCCGGUUUAGCUUCUUACAGAUUCAAAAUCACUUCUUUGGGUCGUCAUUGGAUCCGUCUUCAUUUCUCACCAAUCAAGAACUCUACUUGGAACUUAACCUCUGCAUCAAUCACUGUCGUAACAGACGACUUCGUGCUCUUAAACAACUUCUCUUUCAAGAACUUCAACGGCUCUUACAUCUUCAAGGAGUACACGGUCAAUGUCACUUCAGAGUUCUUGACUUUAAGUUUCAUCCCUUCCAACAAUUCGGUGGUAUUUGUCAACGCGAUUGAGGUUGUCUCUGUUCCGGACAGUCUUAUGCCUGAUCAAGCUUUGGCUUUGAACCCUUCAACUCCGUUCAGUGGUCUCUCUCAGCUUGCGUUUGAAACAGUCUACAGAUUAAACAUGGGAGGACCAUUGUUGACUUCUCAAAACGACACAUUGGGGAGACAAUGGGAUAAUGAUGCAGAGUAUCUUCAUGUGAACAGCUCUGUUCUUGUCGUAACGGCGAAUCCUUCUUCGAUUAAGUACUCUCCUUCUGUGUCUCAAGAAACAGCUCCAAACAUGGUUUAUGCAACUGCUGAUACAAUGGGUGAAGCUAAUGUAGCGAGUCCAAGUUUUAACGUCACUUGGGUUCUUCCUGUAGAUCCAGACUUCAGGUACUUUGUUCGUGUUCAUUUCUGUGAUAUCGUGAGUCAAGCUUUAAACACGCUUGUUUUCAAUCUUUAUGUGAAUGAUGAUCUUGCUCUUGGAAGUCUUGAUCUCUCUACGUUGACUAAUGGUCUUAAAGUUCCUUACUUUAAGGAUUUUAUCUCCAAUGGUUCAGUUGAAUCUUCCGGUGUUUUAACCGUUAGUGUUGGGCCUGAUUCACAAGCAGAUAUCACGAAUGCGACUAUGAAUGGGUUAGAGGUUUUGAAGAUUAGUAAUGAAGCUAAGAGCUUAAGUGGUGUUUCUUCAGUUAAAUCACUUGUUCCGGGAGGAUCAGAUAAGGGAAAGAAGAAAGCUGUGAUCAUCGGUUCUGCGGUUGGUGCGUUUAUUGUGGUUCUGCUGAUUGGAGUUUGUUGCUAUUGCUGUUUGGUUGCUUCAAGGAAGAAGCGCUCAACGAGUCCUCAAGAAGGCGGUAACGGUAACGGACAUCCAUGGUUGCCAUUGCCUUUAUAUGGACUGUCUCAGACUCUUACCAAAUCAACAGCUUCUCACAAGAGUGCCACAGCUAGUUGCAUUUCAUUAGCAUCUACACAUCUUGGCCGUUGCUUUAUGUUCCAAGAAAUUAUGGAUGCUACUAAUAAAUUUGAUGAGAGCUCGUUGCUUGGUGUUGGUGGAUUUGGCCGGGUUUAUAAAGGAACUUUAGAAGACGGGACUAAAGUCGCGGUUAAAAGAGGUAAUCCGAGAUCCGAGCAAGGUAUGGCUGAGUUCAGAACCGAGAUUGAAAUGCUGUCGAAACUUAGACAUCGACAUCUCGUCUCUUUAAUCGGUUACUGCGAUGAGAGAUCCGAAAUGAUUUUGGUCUAUGAGUACAUGGCGAAUGGACCGUUAAGGAGUCAUCUCUAUGGAGCUGAUCUUCCUGCAUUGUCAUGGAAACAAAGACUUGAGAUAUGCAUUGGCGCAGCAAGAGGAUUACAUUAUCUACACACUGGUGCAUCACAGAGCAUUAUACACCGUGACGUGAAGACCACGAAUAUCUUACUCGACGAGAAUCUAGUCGCGAAAGUCGCUGACUUCGGGCUAUCCAAAACCGGCCCUUCACUCGAUCAAACUCAUGUGAGCACGGCUGUUAAAGGAAGCUUUGGUUAUCUUGACCCGGAAUACUUCAGGAGACAGCAGUUAACAGAGAAAUCCGACGUUUAUUCGUUCGGUGUUGUCCUAAUGGAAGUUCUCUGUUGUAGACCGGCUUUAAACCCGGUAUUACCGAGGGAACAAGUGAACAUAGCGGAAUGGGCAAUGGCAUGGCAGAAAAAGGGUCUGCUCGAUCAGAUCAUGGACAGUAACUUAACCGGGAAAGUGAAUCCAGCUUCACUGAAGAAAUUCGGAGAAACCGCGGAGAAAUGCUUGGCGGAAUAUGGCGUGGACCGACCUUCUAUGGGAGAUGUACUGUGGAACCUUGAGUACGCGUUACAGCUCGAAGAAACAUCUUCGGCUUUGAUGGAACCUGAUGACAAUAGCACAAACCAUAUUCCCGGGAUUCCAAUGGCGCCUAUGGAGCCGUUCGAUAACAGUAUGAGUAUAAUUGAUAGAGGAGGAGUAAAUUCAGGGACUGGUACUGAUGAUGAUGCGGAAGACGCGACCACGAGUGCCGUGUUUUCGCAGCUUGUUCAUCCUCGUGGAAGAUAGAACAAGAAGAAGAAGAUAAAACACAUUUGGUGAAACAAACAGAGACAGAGACAGACAUUGUUUGUUUUUAAAAAGUUUACAGAAAGAAAGAUAUUAUUUACUGAAGACUUUUGGGUUGGAACAACAAAAUGAUUCAUUCAGAAUUUCUUUCCGAAUUUUUACGGUGUAUUUGUUUUGUAAUAUAGUGAGUACUACUGAUGUUUUCUUAAAGCAAUCAAGAAUCAGAAUGUGAUUAUAUUAACUAA